Molecule: messenger RNA, 3005 nt
Organism: Lethenteron reissneri (Far Eastern brook lamprey)
Lineage: Eukaryota; Metazoa; Chordata; Hyperoartia; Petromyzontiformes; Petromyzontidae
Source: RefSeq, a predicted model, not a curated record
UGGUGGUGGUGGUGGUGGGUGAUGGGUGGUGGUGGGAGAGGUUCGCGAGUUUUGAUUCGCGGCUCCGGCCGACAUCCGAACCAAGUUCCCCUCCGUCGACGAGCGCCGUGAGGUUUGUCAACAACAACAACGACAACAACAACAACGAGCACGAGGAGCGACGCGUCUCGCGGCCCCCGGGGGGUGGCGACCGUUCACCCCCCGAGGUGACGAGGGAGCCCUGCGGCGGCGGACAGAGUCGCCUGCCUACCGCCACUUCACUCCUGCCUGCAUGGAGCCCUUUUCCUCGCUGCUGCUGUCGGACAGAAUUUGGGUGCCCCAUGCCUACCGCUGGGACAAGCUGGACUGCACGUGCCACCUGAUUGCGGUGCGAGCCGGACACCUAAACUCUCUGCUGGAAAUAGUGUACGCAGAGGCAGAGUCUGGGACCGAACGUGGGACCCAGGCAGAGUCUUGCUGCACCACACCUGCUGCUACUGCCGACACUGGUUCUCGUGUCGAGCUCAGCUGUGGUCUGAGCGUCGUAGCUGAGGCUGGCACUGAUGGCAAUGCCAUGAAUAAGGAUGUCAAGAAAGAGAAGAACUGCUGCUGCUGCGUCAGCACAAAUGAAGAUGAUAACAGUGCUCCACCAAUCAACAGCACAGAGAAAGAGGACACCACCAUCAGCACUCAGACAGAAAGAGAGAUAUUCAAACAUUGCUGCCAAAUAGAUAAAAAUGAUCUAAACAUAAUAAAAAACCCUGCCAUUGCUAGAGAUGCUGAGAGUAAUACGAAGCAAGUGCUUCCAGGCUGCAUAAUGCAAAAUGAAAGUAAUCAUCCAGAUGUCACUUAUCCCAUAUACAAACUGAUGGGUAAUGACCAGAGUCAAAACACCACCAAUCUGCAAGGUGGAAACAUUGACACGAAAGAGUUGUGCAGUUCCAGCAGUUUCCAAGCAGCAGAGAAAGCAAAUGUCCCAAACUAUCCCAUUUUCAAGACUGGGACAGAUGUAAACGUUGAACAGAGUUGGUGGAAGAGUGACAAAGCGCUGCACCUUCUCUGGUUAGUAAAACUCAAAGCAGCACAACGCAGCACCCUGGAAGGAUCAGACCUUGAGAAAAUGGAGAGAGCCAGAAUUGCAUGGGAAGCAGCCGAGGUUUCUAUGAAAGGAUCAGAGUGUGUUCCACGAGUGACAGGGACUGGGUAUAAUACAGUUGUGCCUUCGAUAAGAUGGUCAGAUUAUGUGGAGAAAUCGGAAAAGCUGACAAAAGAUUAUGUGAGCCUUGCAGAGAAACAAGAGAAACAUGAAAAGGAAUUCAAAGUUGGAAAUUUAAGAGAAGAAACUGACCAAAAAGAUGAGGAGACCAGAUUGGAAGAGGAUGAGUCUAGGAUGCAGCAGAACAGCCUUGACCACCUGUUCCAGAUGAUGGACUGCUACUCCAGUUUACCUAUAAUGCAGGAAAACACAACAUCUGGAGAGAUAGGAGGUGAUACAAUGAGAGUUGGGACCUCUGCUGAUGGGGACAAGCCCGAGAAAGUGGAGGCAGGAUGCAAGGGGAAUGAGCCAUACUUGAAUGCCAACCCCUCAGUCAAGGUGCAGGCUCCCGUUUAUGGUUCCCCAUGUGCCACCACAUCCCAGCGCCUCUACCAGUGGAUGCCAUCCAACCAGUUCACCUGUAUCCAGACCGUCUACCUGUCUCAAUCACUCUACGGCACCCUCGUCUACCACCCGUCGAUGUUCACUGUGCCCAGCUAUACCAUGGGCAGUGGCAAAUUGGCAUUCAAUUCCUUUAGCCAAAUGCAGUAUGUGGUGCCAGGCCAGGUGCCACCCACACGAAGUGGAUGCAUGCAGUCUGUCAUAAAUUGGCAGGAGCAGUGCGCACCAUACAACAACGUGGUCUAUCAACCAACUGGCUGUAACCAGAAGCAGGGAAAUGUUGUUUUCUCACCAUACAUUAGAGAUGCGUGGAUCAGAGGUACUAGACCAUAGCAGUAGUUGGGUACAUCUACAUGGAGAGAUGGACCCUGCAGACGUGAUUAAGGUUACACAUAUUCUUGGAUCUUUCGGUACGUGACUUUACCGAAAGAUCCAAGAAUAUGAAUCCCUGCAGUCACGAAAGCUUUAAAUCGAAAUUUAAGGUUACACAAUUAAGAAAAUUGUCACCUGGGCAGGCUAGAACAGGACUUCUUCAUAAAAGAGGAAUGUAUUACAUUCAGUGGCUGCUUCAAUGAGUGAAAGUUGUAUUGAUGUCAUUUAUCUGGCCAUUAAAGAAGGGAAAUGUGAGUAAUUUUCUAAAUUGCAUUUGGCUAUGGUGGGGUGCCCAACAGAUAUGUAGUGGAGACCAUGCUCUGAUCGGAUUCUCUCAAACGUAAUUCAUGCCCACAUCUUAUAUGUAGGUAGCUAUUUAACUUACGUCCACCAAAGUCUCCUUCACUGGUCACUUGUAUUAAAUACAGAUAAACUCAUUUUCCUACUCCUGGUACACCUCAUAGCCACAAUUAUUUCAUUUAGAGUACUGUACGCUGUGGAGGAAAUUACAGUACCUAAUAAUUAUAUAUAAGAUUGUUUCUUCUAAAUACUCUCCCUGGAUGUCUGGUUACUGAGCUGAGUGACCCUGUGGCUAAAACUGAAACACGACUGUAAUGCUGAACUUGGUUUACUUUAGGCCCAGAAAUAUAUAUGCACACAAUUGAACAGUAUUCACUAUUUAACGGUGUUUUCAGCUGACCUUCCAGCUGUUAUUUUGUUUAAGAAUUUGCACAUGACAAAGUUUUUGUGUAAUUAGUUCAUAUUGAUGGUUUUUGCCAUGAUACUGUAUAACCAAUCUAAAUUCUCAAAAAUAUAGUAAUUUUGAGCAUAAUCUCCUUGUACGACUCCCUUUCUGAUUUGUACUUUGCUUUAAUGUUAGUACAGACUAAAGGUGACAUUUCCUUCUUUGUCAAUCGUUUUACAAUGUCCAUAUUUUUAAGGUAAUGGAGUGGCUGGAUUGGUUUCCACUUCGUAAAAUAAAAGUUUUUAAAACAUG